Molecule: messenger RNA, 3460 nt
Organism: Habropoda laboriosa
Lineage: Eukaryota; Metazoa; Arthropoda; Insecta; Hymenoptera; Apidae
Gene: per
Product: period circadian protein
Exons: 17
Coding region: 101-3460 (1119 amino acids)
Biological process (GO): negative regulation of transcription by RNA polymerase II; entrainment of circadian clock by photoperiod; circadian regulation of gene expression
Cellular component (GO): nucleus; cytoplasm
Molecular function (GO): transcription cis-regulatory region binding; transcription corepressor binding
Source: RefSeq, a predicted model, not a curated record
UAUAGAAAUGAUGUGUGAACAUCGAGUUUAUUUAAUUUAGUAGCAGUGUUGUGAUUUAACGGAUAUCACCAGAAAGAUACGUCACCCUAAGGAGAGUACUAUGGAAGAAGUAUCCCCUGAGAAUGCUAAGGUGUCGGAUUCCGGAUAUUCUAACACCUGUAGCAAUAGUCAAUCGCAACGGAGUAGUGGCAGCUCGAUUUCGAGAAACAGCAACCGCUCCGAAAGUAGCGGUUAUUGCGGUAGGCGUCCUUCGACAUUUGGAUCCAGCAAUGAAGCACUACCGCAGCCAAUCAGCAAAAGAAAGGAUAAAGAACACAAGAAGAAGAAGUCGAAGGCGAUUUUGGCUGUUAAUGCUGAGGCAGAUAUUACCCUGAAAAGUGCCGGCACACCGCCGGAGGCCGUGUCUUAUAAUGUCGCCGUCCCAACGAAACCUAUACUUGAAAAGAAACCAGAAGAAAUAGCCACCGUUGAAUUGGUGGAUGCAACGGAUCCUGGCGAGCACAACGGCGAUACUGUCACAGAUGUGGAAGCAGGACUUGCUUCUCGUACGAAUCCUCUGGAUGAUUCCAUCUCUCAAGCCAAUGAGGGAUUUUGUGCAGUGAUUUCGAUGCAUGACGGCCUCGUGUUAUACACGACUCCCUCAAUAUGCACAGCUCUAGGAUAUCCCAAGGACGCUUGGAUCGGACGUUCUUUCAUCGACUAUGUCCAUCCCAAGGAUAAGGCCACUCUAGCUGACCAGAUUACGAGCGGAAUAGUGUCGCCGCAAGAAGAUAGACCGAAAGGUAUUAACGGUAGAAGAGCGAGUUUGUUCUGCGGAUUGCGGAAGUACACGAGAUCCUUUGUUCGGCAAUCGAACGAUCAGUAUAAGGAGGCAAGGUCGAAUUUGUACCUUCCGUUUCAUUUGACCCUCUCGUUCAGAGAUUUUCGAGACCGUGCGACUGAACAACAACACAAGACAAUGUUCCUGGUGGUUACUGCCCAACCUGUUCAUUCUGCAUAUAAAGUGCCAGAAGAAACAAUUAUAUCUUCGGUAUUCACAACCCGCCACACCGCGACGUGCCAUCUAUCCCAUGUUGAUCCCGACGUAGUUCAAUACUUUGGCUAUCUACCUCAGGAUAUGGUUGGUCGUUCGCUGUUUGACUUCUACCAUCCCGAGGAUCUGCCCUUCAUCAAAGACAUCUAUGAGACUGUGAUCAAGCUCGAAGGUGCCUCCUUCAGAUCGAAACCAUACAGGUUCGGGGUGCAGAACGGUGGCUUCGUCGUCCUCGAAACAGAGUGGUCGUCCUUUAUCAAUCCCUGGACGAAAAAACUAGAGUUUGUCGUAGGUCAACACAGAGUACUGAAAGGUCCAGCGAAUGCAGAUAUCUUUCGUGUACUACGUGCAACUGAUUACGGUCAAUUGGUCAACAUUAGCGAGGAGGUGCUGAAAGAGGCGAAGAUCAUACAAGGAGAGAUACGUACACUUCUCGACGAGAACAUCCAAAGAAAGUCAGAUAUUACCGAGCUCGACGUGUCAAAGAGGUGCAAGGACCUUGCGUCCUUCAUGGAAAAUCUACUGCAAGAGACGAAGACACCCGGUCUUGGCAAAGAUGUGCUCGCUACUGACGACAGGAGUUUUUCGGAGCACGACAGCGUGAUGCUUGGUGGGAUAUCGCCCCAUCACGAGUACUACGACAGUAAAUCGUCCACCGAGACUCCGCCAAGUUACAAUCAGCUCAACUACAACGAAAAUAUUGAAAGGUUCUUUAAGAGUAAGCCGCCGGUUGCCACCAUGUACGGCAGCGACGAAGAGAAUAUUAAUUCCAGUAAUGACGAGGGCGGAAAGACAAGUCCGAAUUCAGCAGUGAGAAAAUGCAUGUCACCAAUAAACGGAAGCGGCGCAAGCGGCAGCGGUAGCGCAGAAAACCUCAGCAGUGGCUCGAAUAAUCAAACGAGUUCGGCAAGUAGAGGCAACACGUCGAAUACAACCAGCACGGAAAGUUUCAAACCACUCACAUUGACGGAAUCGUUACUUAACCGUCACAACGAGGAUAUGGAGAAGAUGAUGAUGCAAAAGCAUCGGGAACUUCGGUCCAGCAUUAAGAACAGCGACAAAUUGAAUGAUUCACGGAUGAAAACCACCGAGAAAAUGUCGAUAGGCCCCAACAUACAUUUCAUUAAUCAAGGUCACGGCGUAAAAAGAUGCGGAAGUCAUAGCUGGGAGGGAGACAGUUUUAAAGUUUCGAAGCACGAUGAAGUAUCAAGGACAAGUACCGUCGGUCAGUUUCCUACGAAUGUUGCUACAACAGUUACAAGCAUGAGCGUCGAUCAAUCAACCGUAAUUCAGACAGGUGCUAAUAUUAACUUGUGGCAACCUUUACCGGUUACUGUACCACCUCCACCGCCUGCUCAACCACACAAUGUGCCACAGAAUACCAAUUCACAAGCAAUACCUAGAAUACCAAUACUGCCGUCGAUGAUACCAGUGUAUUACGUUCCCGUUCCCCAAACCAGUGACACCACAGUUUUAUCGCCUCGACACGAAAAACUUAGCCCACCUCAAUCAAUGCAACCACCACAACCAAAUCCCUAUAUGUUUGUGCCAGUUUCAUAUGUGACGACAAUGGCUGGUGUCAUUUAUCCUCCGGUAAUAGGUGCUCCAACAGCGGGAAUGAUGUACAGACCUUUUUUGAUCCCCGAACAAACGCCAGCCGCGCGAGAAAAUAAUCAGACUACGGUGAACAAAUGCUCCGACCGGAAACGACCCGCCAGUCAAACAACAAGCGUGAAGGUGGAACCGGGCAGCACGAUGGCUAUGUCUGAAUCCUCUAAAAAAGUACUGUCGCCCAGAAAGUUGUUCUCUUCUUGCGUGAGCAAUGACGGAGGUUGUUCGAGUUUAAUAGACGCACCGAUGCUGUUGAAUCACAAAAUUCACAAGCAGAACGAUUACAACGUGGACGAAUCGAGCUCGUCGAGCUUUUACAGUAGUUUUCUGUACAAAAGCAGCGAUAGCAGUUGCAAUCCGGACCAGAAGCCAACGGAAUAUAUGCAAGAGGACUGUGCGAAACAGCAUUAUGGUAAACGAAGAAAAGAACCACCGUGGCUUGAAGGUGUCCAAUUAACACCAGAACUAAUAUACGAGUAUCAAAUACACCCUAAAACCCUGAACGAAGUACUUCAAGCUGACAUGGACGCUUUAAAAAAUCUCAAUCAACCCCUUUUGGUGAACGAUCAACUGGGUCAACUCUACUUGGACUUAGAGGUCGAGGGAUUCGAAACUAAACUUGUUCUCGAAGACGGAAUCACUUCCAGUGGCAGCGAUAGCGGAAGCAGUAGUGGAAGUUGGACGGCAGGCACAAUGUCGCAGCAAAAACAUAGGAGGAGAAUGGUGAAGUACGGUAAACUCGUAAUGAUUCAUGAAGAAAAUGCACCAUUUCCACCGGCGCUACCACCUCAAACCGUACCUUGCCAGGAGUUAUAG